GUAAGCGACUGGACCUUUCUCUCAAAGCAGACAGUGACAUAGUGACCGUGUUAGGGUUUGCCAUGAACCUCUAUACUGUUAUAUCGCUCGUAAUAACAAUUAAACAUUUGUUAGUGUUUGAUGUGAUCGCACAAAGUGAGCAGCCGAACCUAAAUUUCUUUGAGAACUUGUAUGCAAAAAUGUCCGGUGCAUGUCGCGCUAUUGUGGACUUACAAUUUAAUUCCAUGAAUAGUCAAAAUGGAAUAUUGAAGACCAUGAAAAUAAUUUACAUUGAUAAAACAGAAAAACGGACUUUCUCCAUAGAUAAAGCAUUUCAGACUCUAACUCAACCUGAUGUGUUUGAUAUAACUAAACAAACAAAAAUCAUAAUUCAUGGAUUUAGGGACAGUUCACAGUCCUCAGUCACACAGGAUAUAGCUGAGGGUUAUAAUGAAAAAAAUAUGUUCAAUGUGCUUCUCGUCGAUGCAGAAGAAAUGAUGAAUCAGAGAUAUAUAUUGUCCGUGCAUAAUGCCCGUCUAAUAGGAAAGAGAUUAGCUAAUUUAUUAGGUAAUUUGGAAAAUUUUGGAGCCAGCGCUGAUGAUUUUCAUCUCAUCGGUGUAAGUUUGGGAGCACAUAUAGCAGGAUGGGCGGGGAAAUACUUCCAUAAAUAUAAAUCACACUUAAUUGGACGUAUAACUGGAUUAGAUCCUGCAGGUCCUUGUUUCUCUUUUGCGUAUCCUGACCAGAGGCUAGAUAAAAUGGACGCCAAAUAUGUAGACGUGAUGCAUUCGAAUAUGUUAAUGCAGGGAGUGAUCGAACCUCUUGGUCACGCCGAUUUCUAUAUAAAUGGAGGUGGACCUCAACAACCGGGAUGUGUCAUGCCUUCUUGCAGUCAUCUCAGGGCAGCUCAGGUGUAUGCAGAAAGUAUACGAACUCCGAAAUCAUUUGUAGGUAUUCGAUGUCAAAGUUGGCAAAAAUUUGAAGCAAAUAAAUGUAAAGAUAGCGAUUAUGCCGUUCUGGGAUACGGUUCCUCAACCUCGACACGCGGUCUUUAUUACCUGCGGACGUCGGCUGGAUCACCUUUCGGCCUUGGUAUGAAUGGUACGAAAUAUAUCACGCCGAAAGACAAUAAUAAUUGGUUAAUGGAUUUAAGUUACACUUGACGAAUGUAAUUUUUUGUGUAGUAUUGUACUGUAAUGUGGAACGUUCCAUUGCCAUAGAUGUUUAAUCAAUUUGU
Molecule: messenger RNA, 1216 nt
Organism: Vanessa tameamea
Lineage: Eukaryota; Metazoa; Arthropoda; Insecta; Lepidoptera; Nymphalidae
Product: lipase member I-like
Exons: 2
Coding region: 63-1142 (359 amino acids)
Biological process (GO): lipid catabolic process
Molecular function (GO): lipase activity
Source: RefSeq, a predicted model, not a curated record